CGUUAGAUCAUGUAGUCCGAGUCCACCCAUCGCAUCUUUGUUUCCUUGUUCCUGUUCUUCACUCUUGGCACCUAUACCAGCGUCUCGCCGUCUCCAAUCUCCAAAAAACAAUUUAUCAUGGGCUUGAUUUUUUCGCAAUUUUGAUUUUGAUUUCCACACACACCCGAUGUCUCAUUGGGGUGGAGUGACAUGCUGUUUGAGUGCAGCUGCCCUUUAUCUGCUUGGGAGAAGCACUGGAAGGGAUGCAGAGGCUUUGAAAUCCGCUUCUAGGGUCAAUCAUUUGAAGGAUUUGGCGCAAUUGUUUGAUACCGCUUCAAAGGUAUUGCCUUUGGUUGUCACAAUCUCUGGAAGAGUUGGUUCAGAUACACCAAUCAGCUGCAAGAGUGGCUUACGUGGAGUAGUUGUCGAAGAAACAGCUGAGCGGCAGUUUCUGAAACACAAUGAUGCUGGCUCAUGGAUACAGGAUUCUGCCUUAAUGCUUUCAACAUGUAACGAAGUUCCAUGGUAUUUGGAUGAUGGCACGGGUCGGGCUUUUAUAGUUGGGGCCCAAGGGGCCAAAGGUUUGGUAUUGACUGUUGCCAGUGAAGUGUUUGAAGAAGCAGGGCGAUCAAUUGGACGGGGGAUGUUUGAUUAUCUUCAAGGUCUUAAGAUGCUUGGAGUGAGGAGAGUUGAACGGGUCCUUCCAGUUGGCACACCCUUGACAGUUGUUGGCGAGGCGGUUAAGGAUGAUAUAGGGACAAUUCGGAUCCAACGGCCCAGUAAAGGCCCAUUUUAUGUUUCUCAUAAAACAAUUGACCAGCUCGUGAAUAAUCUUGGGAGAUGGGCAAGGUGGUACAAGUGUGCUUCGAUGGGAUUUACGGCCUUUGGUGUUUUCCUUCUUGUAAAACACGCUUUCCAGUACAUUAUGGAAAGAAGACGCCGUUCAGAAAUGCGCAAGAGGGUUCUUGCUGCUGUAGCUAAGAAAUCUGGAAAAGAGAAUGAAGAGGAAAAUGGAUCUGACAGUAGAAAAGAUGGGAUGACGCCGGAUUUAUGCGUGAUUUGUUUGGCACAGGAAUACAACGCAGUUUUUCUUGAUUGUGGGCAUAUGUGCUGUUGCUUGGGAUGCUCUUCACACUUGUCACAGUGCCCUCUCUGCCGCAGACGGAUUGAAAAGGUCGUCCGCGCCUUCCGCCACUAAACACUGCACCAUUUUAGUUUUCUUUUCCAGUGUUUGCUCUAAGUUUCGCAUCUGAGGGUAACAAGAAAAUGCAGUGGUGCGACAAAGACGUGAGGGCCAAACGGUACUUUUUCAUUAACCUAUCUUGGUGCUGAAAGUCAUGAGCUGUAAAUAGCAUUAGCCUGUGCCAUGCAUGGUUCAGACACUCAAUGUGAUUUUUGAAUCAAUUUGAACUCAGUUGAAUCCUUUCUUUGGCUCUUAUUAACAACAUUUUCCUAUGUUUUACACAUUGCUUUCAAGUGUUAUUGAUAUUGAAACCAGUCAUUCAAAUGGAGACUACUCAUAUAUGAG
Messenger RNA from Cuscuta campestris, 1507 nucleotides. The record is from the annotation of a GenBank genome assembly. NCBI's taxonomy places the organism in Eukaryota, Viridiplantae, Streptophyta, Magnoliopsida, Solanales, Convolvulaceae.